AUUCUAUUCCAGCGAGAUUCGCCACCCUGAUUCUCGGAGUCGGCGUGAAAAGUUAAGGUUAGGGAACACUCUCCGAAGUCCAAACGAGAUCCCUACUCCUGGUUUUAACGCUCCCCACCAGGCGUUUUCCCUUUCAGUUACCUAGUGCGGCUGUUGCUUGUGGUCUCACUUGGUCAGGGGUGCUUGACCAGACCGGCGAUCGUUUCUGGGGGAGUGCACAAGAAAAGCAAUGAGGCCUCGGAUCGUUCUAUUCGGAGAUUCUCUCACCGAGCAAUCCUUCAGGCCUGGCGGAUGGGGGGCGUCCCUCGCAGACGCCUAUUCUCGCAAGGCAGACAUAGUUGUUCGAGGUUAUGGUGGGUAUAACAGUAGAUGGGCUCUCUUCCUGCUUGAUCGCUUGUUUCCUCUUGGAUCUGAGGAUCCUCCAGUUGCUGCCACUGUGUUUUUUGGAGCCAAUGAUGCAGCACUCUUGGGAAGAAGCAAUGAAAGACAACAUGUGCCAAUUUUGGAAUACAAAGAAAACCUUAGGAAGAUUGUUUGUCAUCUGAAGAAAUUAUCACCUACUAUGCUAGUGCUGCUGAUAACUCCUCCUCCAGUUGAUGAGAUUGGCAGGAGAGCAUAUGCAAGAUCCAUAUAUGGAGAGAAUGCUUCAGAGUUGUCUGAGAGGACAAAUGAAAUGACAGGAGUUUAUGCUCACCGGUGUGUAGAACUUGCUACCGAGAUGGGUGUCUCCUGUGUGAAUAUAUGGUCUAAGAUGCAGGAGACGGCAGGGUGGCAGAAAUUUUUAAGUGAUGGACUACAUUUCACGGCAGAAGGCAAUGCUGUAUUGUAUGAAGAGGUCAUCAAGGUGCUUUUUGCUGGGGGUCUCUGUGAACCAAAAAUGCCAUAUGAUUUUCCUCAUCAUUCAGAGGUUGAUCCACAAGAUCCUAAGAAGUCAUUCAGCUAGAAUGGCAUCUCAUCUUUUUACUGAGUAUAUGAUUGACUGCGGAUACAUCUUAAGUAGCUCCAUUGAGUUACAUUUAUUCAGUAUUUUUCCUGUAUAUGGUUGAUUUUUAUGUUAGUUAUGGGAAAAAGGGUUACAGUGCUA
Molecule: messenger RNA, 1084 nt
Organism: Nymphaea colorata (pocket water lily)
Lineage: Eukaryota; Viridiplantae; Streptophyta; Magnoliopsida; Nymphaeales; Nymphaeaceae
Product: GDSL esterase/lipase At5g62930
Exons: 6
Coding region: 230-943 (237 amino acids)
Molecular function (GO): hydrolase activity, acting on ester bonds
Source: RefSeq, a predicted model, not a curated record